Paramecium sonneborni is the source of this 334-nucleotide messenger RNA. The record is from the annotation of a GenBank genome assembly. Lineage: Eukaryota; Ciliophora; Oligohymenophorea; Peniculida; Parameciidae.
AUGAAUGAUUCUUUGGGAUCUCUAUCAACAAAUGAUUCUUCAGAAGGACAGGCUAGAAAAAAAAAGAAAAGCCAUGUUAUAUCUAAAAAGACAGUUCGAUAAAUUAAUAUUAGUUAUAAUGAAAUGGUCCAAUUGCUUAAUCCAUAAAAUUUGUUUAUUAACAAAAAUUUAGAAGAAUAAUUUAAUGUCAUUAAAACGUAACAUUUAAUCUUAUCUCAAUAGAAUUGAUGAAUCUUCAUAUUUUCCUCACUUUAAAUUUAUAUUUGACGAAAAUUUAGUUUGCUCAGAAAUAAAAUGGGAUCGUUUACCCACACUGAUCAAAUUAACAUCAUGA